AUGUUGAUGAAUUCACUUGAAACGCUCCACUGCCAACGCAAUAAGCCAUUAUACGUGUUUCCCUAUUCUGAGAAAAUGACAAGAAAUUCGUUGAUAGAGAUUUCCAAAGCGGUACACAUGUCGGAGGCCACGUGGUUGCUGUUUCUGGAAACAGAACUUCUAGACGAAUUGUUUCUUGGUAUUGACAUUCCUUUCGACUGCGAAUUCCUCGUCGUUCAGAGGGCAGGAAACAACGUCGUGGUCCUCACCGAAGUGUACCGAGUUAAAGCCACAUACCCACUGCAGACAUAUCCUUUCGGAACGUGGACUCCACGUGGCGGCCUCUCCCGCCCGAACUUAAGCUUUUAUCAGAGGAGGGACAACCUUCACGGACUUGUUCUGAGGACAGCUUUUCUGAAGCCACGAAGCAAUGCUGAUUUGCAAGAACUGAAAGGUCCUUCUGGUUUUCUCGGAGAAUUAUGGCAUCUUCUGGAAAAAGAGAUGAACUUCACCACUGAAUAUCAUUUCCCCACGGAUGAGAACGCCGGAGGGGAAAGAGCGCCCAACGGCACUUGGACCGGAGUUUUUGGGCUGUUCCAGAGGAGAGAAGCGGAAGUGAGCAAUGUGGUAUUCUCCAUGACAGCCAGGAGGUUGGAUGUAGUGGAUUUCUCGGUUCCAGUACUGCAAGUGAGAUUUCAAACGAUAAUUAAGACACCUAGCACCUAUGACUUCAAAUGGAAUAUGUUUCAAUCAUUUUCUCUGAGACUUUGGGUUGCUGUAAGUGUCACUAUGGCACUACUUGCUGUCAGCCUUGCAUCGAUAAACCUAUUGCAUCUUCGUCAUGGGCUUCGAGUUGAGGGGGAUUACAGUCUCAUGAAAGCCACGCUAAUUGUCAUUGGUGCAUUCUGCCAGACAGCCGACAGCGUCUCUCCCAGAACAAGUUCAAUGCGUCUGACGUUCGUGGCGAUGUAUGUCACAUCCUACCUAUUGCUCUCUUACUACUCUGCAGCUUUCAUCACUGACCUGACUUUGCAAGAUCCUGUGCUGCCCUUUACCAGUUUCGAAGAACUCCUAGAGGAUGGGUCGUAUAAGCUGGGGAUGGUUAGAAAUUCUUCGACAAUGGAUUACUUCAAAAAAUCCGGAGUGAAACUUCUCCAAAAUAUCUAUGAAAGACUUAUCGCUCCACAUGAGAACACGCUUAGCAACACCGACAUAGAUGGAUUACAGCAACUCUGUUACGAUAAGAAAUAUGCUCACGUGACGACCGAUUACAAUCUGCUAAAGGAAGGAUAUAGGCCAAACUGCAGUGUAUCAAUGAUUCCUCGGGCCUUAUUCCCUGGAUUCAUAGCCAUCGUCAUAGAAAAGAAAAGCCCUUAUCUAGGGCUCUUGAACUACAAGCGUCGUAACAGUUUCAACAUGGCGACAUUAAUGGUGAUCCUCUCAGUAAGUGGAUGUGCAGCCUUCGGUGUAAAUGAUUUAGUUGAUAUUGUGAUAGCUGUUAAACAAUAUUUUCGAUCAGGAUGCAUCUUUCUACUUCAUGACAAAGUGAAUGAAUCAAGCCGAACAACAAGUGUCGUCAGACCUGCAGUGAUCGGACGUUCUGACCACUAA
This is a messenger RNA of Cryptotermes secundus, 1590 nucleotides long. RefSeq names its product glutamate receptor-like. The record is from RefSeq and is a predicted model, not a curated record. The coding region runs from base 1 to 1590 and encodes 529 amino acids. Gene Ontology annotation, molecular function: glutamate-gated receptor activity. Lineage: Eukaryota; Metazoa; Arthropoda; Insecta; Blattodea; Kalotermitidae. Gene Ontology annotation, cellular component: membrane. The transcript has 9 exons.